AGCAGUGAAUAGAGGUUAUAUUUUUAAGGUUUAAUUUUGAUUUAAAAAUGGCCUACCGAGAUUCUGCUUUCUCUGAGGAACAUCCAAGAAAUUUGAUUCCUGAAUUAUGUCGGCAAUUCUAUGAUUUAGGUUGGGUUACAGGAACAGGUGGUGGUAUCAGUAUAAAACAUGAGGACAAAAUUUAUAUUGCCCCUUCUGCAGUGCAAAAGGAGAGAAUUAAACCUGAGGAUAUGUUUGUCCAGACCAUAGACAACAAAGAUUUAGAACUCCCUCCUCCAGAGAAAAAGCUUAAAAAGAGCCAGUGCACACCUUUAUUCAUGUGCGCCUAUACAAUGAGGAACGCAGGGGCUGUCAUCCAUACACAUUCCAAGGCUGCAGUGCUGGCAACAAUGCUAUUUCCAGGCAAAGAAUUUAAAUGCACACAUUUGGAAAUGAUAAAAGGGAUAAGAAACCAAAAAACUGGUGUUAAUUUUAGAUAUGAUGAAGAGCUAAUAGUGCCCAUUAUUGAAAACACUCCAUUUGAAGAAGAUUUGAGAGACAUGUUAGCAGAGACUAUAAAAAAAUAUCCCCACACUUGUGCAGUGCUGGUUCGUAGACAUGGGGUAUAUGUUUGGGGAGAUACAUGGCAGCAUGCAAAAACCAUGACUGAGUGCUAUGACUAUUUAUUUGAUGUAGUGGUGCAGAUGAAGCAACUUGGACUUGACCCUUCGCUAACCCCAGAGCAGUACGAAUUAAAAAUUCAGAAAUCUCAUACCAGCAGUAAAUAGAAAAUAAUUACAAGUUAUUAAAUCAAAAUUGUAAAUAAAUGAAUUUGUUGUAUUUGUUAUUAUUAAAUAUUUUUUCUGUA
Molecule: messenger RNA, 847 nt
Organism: Diabrotica virgifera virgifera (western corn rootworm)
Lineage: Eukaryota; Metazoa; Arthropoda; Insecta; Coleoptera; Chrysomelidae
Product: methylthioribulose-1-phosphate dehydratase
Exons: 5
Coding region: 48-767 (239 amino acids)
Cellular component (GO): cytoplasm
Molecular function (GO): metal ion binding; methylthioribulose 1-phosphate dehydratase activity
Source: RefSeq, a predicted model, not a curated record